AUGACCGUCACGAAACUACUAUGGAAGAAGACUAUAAUUACAGAGAGAAAAAUGAACAAUAAAAAAAAGAUUAAUAUGUUCCAUACAUUUAACAAUUAUAUAAACAGUAAUCCUCAUAAUUAAGCUUAAACAGAUGAAAGUCAUAAUAAUAAAAAAGUUCUAAAGAGUCAUGAGCAUCACAGUGAAGUUGCUAGAAAUGAACAUGAUGCAGAAAUAGAAGAAGAUACUCCUAUGAAAAGAAAAUAUAAGAAUAAAUAAAAGAAAAGAUUUCCAUCAAAUGAAUAUAAACUGAAACAAUAAACGGGAAAAUUCUAAGGGAAGAACAAAUAAAUUUUAGCUGAGAAAAAAAUACAAGAAGCUGAAACUGUGCUCAACAAUUCUAAAAAUUCUAUAAAAAAGUCAUUAAGCAAGAAUAACUCAAUAAAUCUUAAUAAUUCUUUGAAAAACAUAGCCAAUAAUGGAAGUUAGGUGAGCUUAUAAAAUGCAACUUAUAGUGCAUCUAAAAGAAACAACAGUAAUAGCAUAAAUAAAAGUUAAAAAAAUAUUGAUUAAGUGAUUAACAAUCAUAACGAAGUCUAAGUCUUAAACAAAAAAAUAAUGCAACUAAAAAAGCAAUCUGAGCAAGAUAAGUAGCUUAUAAUCAAAAAAAGACUUCGAAACAACGAACUAUAAGAAAAAUAGAGAAACUAAAAAGAAAAAUGA
Messenger RNA from Tetrahymena thermophila SB210, 702 nucleotides. RefSeq lists its product as hypothetical. Lineage: Eukaryota; Ciliophora; Oligohymenophorea; Hymenostomatida; Tetrahymenidae. The transcript is spliced from 3 exons. The record is from RefSeq and is a predicted model, not a curated record.